Penicillium psychrosexuale is the source of this 378-nucleotide messenger RNA. RefSeq lists its product as uncharacterized. The record is from RefSeq and is a predicted model, not a curated record. Bases 1 to 378 code for a protein of 125 amino acids. Lineage: Eukaryota; Fungi; Ascomycota; Eurotiomycetes; Eurotiales; Aspergillaceae. The transcript has a single exon.
AUGCUCGAGAGUCAUGAAACCUUACAGCAGAUGCUCGUGAUGAGACUGAUAAGGCCCACCGACCGGGAUGGAUACGUAACACCGGAAUCCGCAUACGGAGACACACCGGCGAGCAAAGCCACAGACCAUUUGGGAUGCCUGAUAAAAGCCACACUGUGGAAGAUUGCCCAGCACCAACUCGCGCGCCUCAAGACCCGCAAGACGGCUAUGCCAUUUUUCAGGUUACCCAUUGAGCUACCAGAGCCGUCAAUCCAUCCGGACGACGACGACGAUAUGCCCCCAUUGCUCCUGUCAGAGGAAGAAUUUGAUUCUGAAGAUUCUGAAGAUCGAGGCGAUGGCGACGACGCCAACGGGGAUGAUGACGAUGACGGUCUGUGA